Molecule: messenger RNA, 727 nt
Organism: Orbicella faveolata
Lineage: Eukaryota; Metazoa; Cnidaria; Anthozoa; Scleractinia; Merulinidae
Source: RefSeq, a predicted model, not a curated record
UCAGCUUCUAUUGCAAGUAAGUUUAUGAGACUUUAUAUUCAGUUGGUCACGAGAAUUAACCAAAGAAGCUAACUGGCCUCGAGUUUACGAUGAUUGCAGACUCACUUCGAAGGUUUGCCCAAGAGAAUUUUAGCGACAAGUACUUACCAGUCCUCCACGGCGAAACAGAGAAUGUCAAGCCUUUGGCACUGGUAGUCAAACAACGUCGGUCGAUAUGGAAGCGUCCUUUUGCAAAGUUGGAAAUGGUAAUUCUUGCAGGACUUGAGAGAUACGUAGACAGCGGCACGCAGGAAGCAUUUCUUGAAUCUGUUAAAUCUAAAAUCACAAAAGAAGAGUUCUUAAAGACACAAAAAGUUGGCAUGGGCUCUAGUUCUCAUGAGCUCCGCGUAGAGAUAGGAGGACAUGUGACCGAGGGAACGUUCAAAUCAAAUGAUGAGCAGGGAGUCCUGCAGCUUGGCAAUUUAAGUCAGAACUACAUUUCAGACCCAGAUCUCCGUGCUGUACUGGCUAAUGCUGACCUGGAUGCCAACAAAAUGAAGGAUUUUGAAGAUCAAGAGCUACUUCUUGCAACGUCUGUGAUUUACAGCGACAAAUUUGUACUCAUAGGGAAAAGAAUGCGUCAGGUAUCAAUUUUGUAUAACAUAUAUUGUGUGACGAAGUGUAAUAUUGUAGCCGACAGCAAAUUUUGCUCCACUUUUUUCUAAUAUAAGAUCUCAUACCUUCUUUA